Messenger RNA from Hypoxylon trugodes, 1044 nucleotides. RefSeq lists its product as uncharacterized. The coding region runs from base 1 to 1044 and encodes 347 amino acids. The record is from RefSeq and is a predicted model, not a curated record. Lineage: Eukaryota; Fungi; Ascomycota; Sordariomycetes; Xylariales; Hypoxylaceae. The transcript is spliced from 5 exons.
AUGCAGUUGCACUCCAUUGCUGCCCUGGCAGCACUCCUAUUUGCACGCGAUGGCGUCCAUGCACAGGAAAUGAUGCGCUUUUCGUGUUCGAAGUUGACGAUCGAGCGACUAGAUCCGUUGGUAUCUCCGGGUAUGGAGCAAUCGCCGCACAUGCACCAAGUUGGUGGUGGUAAUUCCUUCAGAUCGACCAUGCCGCCCGUGGACUUCGAUCCUGUCAAAGAAUCGACAUGCACCUCGUGUAGUUUCUCGGAGGAUUUUUCGAACUAUUGGACUGCGAACCUAUUCUUCAAGGCUCGAAAUGGGACGCUGAAGCGUGUACCUCAACUAGUCAAUAUGGGAUUGAAGGCGGAUGGUGGUUUGACGGUGUAUUAUAUCCCGCCGUAUGACGGAAAGACUAACGUUACGGCGUUUAAGCCCGGAUUCCGCAUGCUGGUCGGCGAUUCGAUGCUAAGAAAAGCCGAAGGCCAACAGAAGCAACUAUGCCACAGAUGCUUUGAUACGAUAAACCAGGUCCCAUUCCAAGGUGCGCCGUGUACAGGCGAAGAUACGGCGUCUCUUCCUCCCAAGAUGUGUGGCGGCGGCAUCCGAACGACAAUUACCUUCCCAACUUGCUGGGAUGGUGUCAAUGUCGAUACUCCUGACCAUAAAGCCCAUGUCGCAUACCCCGAGAGUGGUUCGUUUGAAUCUACUGGUCCUUGCCCGGCUAGCCACCCGGUUAGGUUGCCUCAACUUAUGUACGAAGUUAUUUGGGAUACUCGAUGGUUCAACGACCCUGAUCUAUGGCCCGAAGACGGGUCGCAACCGUUCGUAUACAGUAUGGGUGAUGGCACUGGGUACGGGCAGCAUGGUGAUUACCUCUUCGGCUGGAAAGGUGACGCGCUGCAAAGAGCUUUGAAUGCGCGCUGUGGCAAUGAUAAGUGUUCAGAGCUCAAGUCGCAAACUGCGGAAGAAGCGACGGCAUGUACGAUCGAUCAGACUAUUCCAGAGAAAUAUGACGGAUGGCUUUCGCAACUCCCUGGUAACUGGACCAUAACUUACAACUAA